AUGCCGCCGCUGGCGAGGGCAUCACAGCGAAGCCGGUAUUCCAAGAAAAGGGCGCCGCCGGAGAGGGACUGGGCGGAGCUGCACCAGGACCUGAUCUCGUGCAUCCUCCACAGGCUGGACCAGGCCGAGCUCCUGAUCGGCGGCGUGGCGGGCGUGUGCCAUUCAUGGCGCCGCGCCGCCCGGGAGGAGCCGGAGCUGUGGCGCCGCAUCGACCUGCGCGGCGGCCUGUGGUUCGUCCCGCCGUUCCGCCGCGAGUGGAGCCUCGAGACCAUGGUGCGGAAGGCCCUGCGGCUCGGCGCCGGCCAGUGCGAGGCCUUCCUGUGCGAGCGCGUCGACGACGACAUCCUCCUCAUCCUCGCCGAGCGGGCACCCUCGCUAAAGAGCCUUCAUCUCAUUAGCUCAUCUGUCUCCGAUCAAGGAUUUGAAAAGGCGAUCAAGAUGUUACCCCUGCUUGAGGAGCUCGAGAUUUCCCAGUGUUUAAGCAUACAUAGUAUGAAGGUGUUUGAACUUGUUGCUAGAGAAUGCCCAUUGCUGAAGCACUUCCGACAUGUCGCGGGAAUGCACUUCGCAAAUGGUAAUGCAGUAGCAUUUGCGGCUGCAAGUAUGCACAAGCUACGUUCCUUGCAUCUUGUCGGCCAUACCUUCCACAGUGAAGGACUGGUAGCCAUCCUUGACAACUGCCACGACCUAGAGUACCUCAACAUGCGAGAGUGCAAACCUAUUGCCAUUGAUGACAGGCUACAAGUGAAGCUUGCUCGGAUCAACAUGGAUGAUCGUGAGUACUCGAGCGACUAUUAUGAGGACUAUGGGUACUUGGCUGGUUGUACUUACUACCAUCCCUAUUCGCCUGCCUGUGGAAAUCGUCCUUAUUGUUGGCGGUCUGAUCCAGAAUUAGUCGAGGUUUUCUUUGAUUAUUAUAUGGACUCCCUUAGAUAUGAUGUUGAUGAUUAUGAUACUGGUGAUGAUGACGAUCUCGAAGAGUACGAGAAGAUCCUUGACAUCAAGAGCAUGCGUAGGUACCUAAGCUAAUGAAAUAAUGUAUAUGUGAAUAAUGUUCCGAUGAAAAACUGUGCCUUUCUCAAACGCAUGCACAGCCGCACGGCAAUGGCCGGUGUUUUGUUGAUUUGAUUUUGCAGUGAGAUUUCUACAUUAUUAUUUAUUCAAUGGCUCAUCAUCCGAAUG
Messenger RNA from Triticum dicoccoides, 1182 nucleotides. RefSeq names its product F-box protein SKIP19-like. The coding region runs from base 1 to 1029 and encodes 342 amino acids. Gene Ontology annotation, molecular function: protein binding. Lineage: Eukaryota; Viridiplantae; Streptophyta; Magnoliopsida; Poales; Poaceae. The transcript is spliced from 2 exons. The record is from RefSeq and is a predicted model, not a curated record.